Messenger RNA from Brienomyrus brachyistius, 6544 nucleotides. RefSeq names its product calsenilin-like. Gene Ontology annotation, molecular function: calcium ion binding; RNA polymerase II cis-regulatory region sequence-specific DNA binding; potassium channel regulator activity. The record is from RefSeq and is a predicted model, not a curated record. Gene Ontology annotation, biological process: negative regulation of transcription by RNA polymerase II; regulation of potassium ion transmembrane transport. The coding region runs from base 1470 to 2171 and encodes 233 amino acids. Gene Ontology annotation, cellular component: nucleus; voltage-gated potassium channel complex. Lineage: Eukaryota; Metazoa; Chordata; Actinopteri; Osteoglossiformes; Mormyridae. The transcript has 8 exons.
UGUCUCUCCACCAUAACAGUAGAGUGUUGAAAGGUAAUAUCCCUCAGUCAAAAUGAGAGUUAACUGAAUACACUUAAUUUAGUGCCAGUCGAACCUUAAUGGUAGCCCUUCUGAAUCUUGUUAUUCAUUUAAUCCUAAUUGUCCUUAUUGCUGAAGGAAUAUUUUUUCCUUCGCUGUUCUGUAGAUUGUGGGGCUUAUUAUGACUGCUGUUAUUCCGCACAAUGGCUAUUGACAGGGGGGGUGGGGGUGGGGACAAGGACAGUUAAGUCAAGAGUACAACAAUUCUGGCAAGUGUGACAGUUCCCCAGACAGAAACUCCACCGGUGAUGCAAUGUCUGAAACCUCUUACGUUAAUGAGCCCAAGAGUAUGAUGAGAACAAUUAAGAGGAAACUGGUUCAGAAGGCUGGGGAGAUGGGAAUGAGGCCACAGACUAGAUCGUUUUUACAGGUUGUGUGUUUUUAAAGUGCUUUUAUAUAUCCUCGUCGGCGUACUGCCCGUGUUUGUACCGGUGCCUUCUGUGCGUCAAGCGAAAGGUGAUUCCUGCUAUCUGCUUCAAGAACUCUCGGAAAGAGUGGACAGUAUCUAGGAAGGGAUGUGUGUGUUCAUCAAUACCAAAAAUAAGACCAAUUAGGUACAAAAGUGUAUGGACAAUGACUUCUUAUAUUUUAUUCUGUAGGGCAUAUAAUUGGUGGUGGUGGGGGCUGGAUUUCCUUCACCAAUGGAGAGGUGGAGAGUGAAAGUAUAGAAUAGGGGGAUUGAGAGAAACAAAGGAAAGAUGCUGGGACAAGGAAGUGUCAUUUGCUGUCACAGGGGACUGUAAUAUUUUAGGACAUUAUAAUUAACAUUUCUUCUAUAUUUUAAUCAUCAUCAAAGUAGGAGGGAUUUUUUUCAGGGAGUGAGGCUGUUUUAUUCAGAUUUGAAGGAAGAGUGGACCGAGCCAAGGAAGACUAGGAACAUAUGUGGAGGAUUGGUGGACUUUUGGAUGGUUCUCCCUCUAAGCUUGUAUUUGGCUUAUUUUUCUCCUUGAAGAUUUCCAGUGUCUUUUAAUAGGGAUAACUUGUUUAUUUAAAGUGGAAUAAGCAUAUAUAUUUUACUAAUAAUUCCAUCUGCUCAGUUUAUAGAGCAACUUUUAUUUAAUUUUGAAGAUCAUCAAUUGUGAGUAUGUUCCACUCACUAAAGCAAGUUAAAUGUUGAUGUAUGCUCAUUGCUUGUUGUUAUCGACGUUUGAACUUUAGCAUCAAGGUGAUUUCAUGAGUAGUUGAGCUCUCCACCACCAGCAGAUAGACUGACGCACAACAGUCUUCACAGGUGAGAAAGGAGGUUUGCAAGCGUGAGGAAGACUGCAGAAGGAGAGGUAGCAGCUGAAGACGAGCCAAGGUUUUUAGCAACUGAUGUACUGAGCAACUGAACAGGGACAGGGAAGAGUGUCUUUGAAAGAGAGACAGGGAAAGACCACGAAACCAGAAGGAUGAGCGUCAGGUGGGAAACUGAGGGCUUGCAGACGGUGGGAAUUGUCUGCCUGGUCUUCAUGUUCCUCAAACUGAUGCACCUGCUGGGGCUCAUCGACAUCACAGAGACAGACAGCAGUGACAGUGACCUGGAGCUCUCCACGGUGCGCCACCAGCCGGAAGGACUGGAGCAGCUGCAGGCCCAGACCAAGUUCACCAAGAAGGAGUUGCAGUCCCUCUACAGGGGCUUCAAGAACGAAUGCCCCAGUGGCCUGGUGGAUGAGGAGACAUUCAAGACCAUCUAUUCUCAGUUCUUUCCCCAAGGAGAUGCCACUACUUAUGCCCACUUCCUGUUUAAUGCGUUUGACGUUGACAGAAAUGGGUCCAUUCGCUUUGAGGAUUUUGUGAUUGGGCUGUCGGUGCUUUUGAGGGGGUCCGUGACGGAGAAGCUAAACUGGGCUUUUAACCUUUAUGACAUUAACAAAGAUGGCUACAUCACCAAAGAGGAGAUGCUAGCCAUCAUGAAGUCCAUAUACGAUAUGAUGGGCAGAUACACCUAUCCGAUGGUGCGGGAUGAUGCCCCGUCUGAGCAUGUGGAGAAGUUCUUCCAGAAAAUGGACCGUAACCGGGACGGCGUGGUGACCAUCGAUGAGUUCAUUGAAACGUGCCAGAAGGAUGAGAAUAUAAUGAGCUCAAUGCAACUCUUUGAGAAUGUUAUAUAGGACCAAAUGGAUGACCUGGCUGGACUCCCCCACCCUCAUGCUCAUAAGCCCCCUCACCACCAUUCUAAAACCUGUCUCAUUCUCCCUAACACGGGACACUGAACUUUCCAAGGACCGCACAAAAGGUGACAAAAGGUUUUAUAAAUAAAAUAUGUAGCUAUCAGAAGCAGUCGACGUACGUGCAACAAUCUCCUGCUCAAAACGAAAACGAAAAAACAGCACUUUGACUUUUCAUCGCAUGGAAAUUAUUUGCUUGAAAAGGUGAAUGAAACAGAAGACAGAGACCGAAUGCUUGCUGCUUCAGAUUAAUGUUUUUCAUGUUUUUAUUAAGGACUCUGGAAAAGAAACCUUUUUCCUUGGAUACCACUGCGAAUAUUAGUAAAUAAGAAGGACAGCUGACGAAUGAAAUUCUAGUCCUCGCUCCAGAACAGGGUUCUUUAGUAAAACAAAGCUUCCACAUUUCUCUGCCCUGGAGAAGAGGACCAUAUUACAAAUAAAAAAGGAAAUUCCAAUUACCAGUGGCUCUUGGAAGACAUGAGACUUGAAGAAUCUGUUGCUUAUUCGAACCCAUGAUAUGAAAGCAGAGGAAUUAAGACUGACGACCUUUCUGGUUAUCUGGUCUUUUGUCUGAACUCCUUUCUGUGUGGUGUUUGUUUGCACUAACAAAUGGCUGAAUGUUGGUGUUUUCCCUGUAUGCCAGGUUGAUAGCAACUCCAACAUGCUGGUGGGGACCAGAGGUAAAUGUAGGCAUUUGUAGAUAACCAUGCAGUUGUAGCGUAGAAAUCACACUGUGGUAGGUUAUGAAGAAGCACUAUGAGUGUGAUGCCGUAUUAUCUUGGAUUGUGGCUUGGCCCAGGGAUGUGGAAACUUACCCGGAGAGCUAGCUCCUCUAUUACCCGACUGGUUGGGUUCUCGCAAGAUCCAGGAACGUGCCUAGGGGGUUUUGUGAUUGUGUGGCCAUGUGACAAACAUUCACCCUAGUAAAAUAGCUUUCUGUGGUUCGGAGGAAAUCUCUGAGUCAUUGUCUCAGGCUGUCUUAGAGCUUACCUCAUCUGAGAUCCAAUGCUAAGUGUUUCAUCCUGGUCUUGACAUCAUGGCCGACCUUCUGGAUUCAGUUCAGCCAUCAGCCUAAACUCACCUGUUGUUCACCAUUUGCUGUGCAUGUGCAUUUAUCAAUGGAGUACUCCAGUUUCUGCAGCGACCCUGCUUGGCCUGCUAGUGACAAUGCAACAAGUCAUGGCAAUCACCUUCUAGAAAAUCUUGAAACUGCAGAGGCAGUUUUCUGGCACAUGGAAAAAAGCAGAAAUCUUUCACAAACACAAUAACAAAAACCAUAGUACCUACACACAUACAUAAAAAAAUAUUGAUUCACUUUGUUUCUUUUUAUCAGGCUUAUUGUAUCGUUGUAACACCAAAAUGGAUUGUUCAGUGCUUUUAUUGACUCACAGCAGAUAAUCCUUAAAGAUGGCGUUUCUGGUGGCCAGGGAAGGGGAAUGGACUAGAUUACAAGCUGACUUCUGCAUUAACUCUGGAGCAGGGGGAUUACCUGAAGGUUCAGCAGACUCCCAGCAUACCCUGAUGCUGGUUGGAGAUGCGUGACACAGUAAUCCCCUGGCUCACAGGUUCUCACAGGCUCUGUUGAGCUGCUCUAAAUAGACACCAGACAGGCACUCCCUAUACCCACACGGAGUAUUUCACCUACUUCAAAGACCUUUGCCCUUAUGCUCCCAGAAUCAGUUUGGAAGCUACAUGGUUCUUCCACAUCCAGUCUGCUCCAUCGUGCCUGAUUUUCGCUGACGUGCAGAGUCAAGUUGUGGCAGCAAAUUUAAUUCCCAGGUUAUUGGCUUGAAAAGUGUUUUUUGUUUUUCCUUAGACAGCACUAACAUUUUGCUGCAAGGCUACAUCUACUCACAAAAGAGCCCUGUAGCUUAAUUUUAUUGGCAUGUUCUUCCUUAGUCCUAGUUGGUUACAUCCAGCAAAAGUUUUGCAUGGGCUGCUAAAGCUUAUAUCACUCAAGAAGGAAACAAUCAGACUACAUACUGUAAUAAAUACCCAAGUAAUGUCCUCACCCUCAAUUACAGACACCUACAUUUACAAAUGAAGUAAGCAGCCUCACCUUGUCUUAUUGCACAAGAAAUUAUGGUGGGUUUGAUGCUACUAUUAUGUCUCUGUGCAAGUCAGGGCCAGGAAAUAACAAGCAGUGGUAACAAGCGCAUGACCUCCUUCUGUUUUGCUGGCAGCUUACCGCUCGUUCCGUUAGCUUAGCGGUGCAGCGAGCUUAUCGGCAGCUGCCCAGACAAAACAUGUAUUACACACUGGACUGGCUUGGGAGCCUGCAGGAAGCCCUAAAUCAGGCCCACAUCAGCGCUGCAUGAGGACAUGUGCAAAUAGCAAUUUUGGCAUGAAACUCAUUUUUGUAUUUCCCUUGCUUAAGGGAAGUGAAGAAAACAACAAAAUUAAGGCAACAUAAUGCAAACAAUUAUAUAUUGAUGAUACAAAACAAAGAACAACAGUGUAUUUAUCCUAAAAGUGGGCAGUAAUUAAGGAAAAUAGAAAGUACGGGAUAGAGAUUUUAUAGUAUAUGAAUGGAAGAUGAAGUAAAUUAAAAAUAGUUUUCCCUCUCUUUGAAUCAUUAACAUGCUGUCUUGCUAAUGGCACACUUAUUCGUUUCGGUAACAGAAGGAGAAAGCUCUGUGCAAACUGUGUGUACUUCAGUACCAUUGCUGUCCAUUGCUCCCUGUGUUUGUCUAAUCUCCACACUCUCAGGGAAGGAUCCAUCAUCUCCAUAAACUGCAGAGACAUCUGCCAGAAUGACUUUGAGCAACACGCUUAAGCUAUUUCUGUCCAAGUGUAUAAAAAAAAAAACACUUUCUGUAAUGUUGUUUGGUUCAUCAUCGUAAGGGAGCACCUGAUCUCCUUCUGGUGUUUAAUCACUGCUGAAGAUAUCUGCUGUUUAUGAUCAGGAACUGCUGGAUGACUGCUGUAGAGCUUCCUGUUUGAGAUUUAAUCCCAAGGUGCCUCUUCCCAAGCAGGUGAAGAUGCCCUGCUACCUUGUCAGGUGUUUGACUUACAAUGGUUUGGUUUUGCAAUAGCAUGUGAUUCUGGUAAUGAGUUCCAAAAAUCCUUAUUUGUUUACCUUAUAUAUUUUCUAUCAUUAAUAUCAUUAUCAUUAAUAAACAUGCAAAUUUUUGUACUUUGUAGGCUAACAUUAGUUUUUCCCUCUGUCAUCUCCAACAGCAUCCACCCAUCUAACUCUAAUCCUUGGACCAAAUUAAAAAAUUAAAUAAAACUGUUGGUUUAGAAUUUAGCACAUUUCCUAUAUAAAAAGCACACUAUGUUGUACAUACAUAGGAGUUCAAUUCUGUGUCUUUAGGACAAUAGCAAUGGUUACGUCAAGCACAGCUGUAAAAGUCUAUUCUGAGGGUUGUUUAAAUAACAAUUUACCUCCACUAAAUUAAUGCCAAUCUACCUUUUUCCGCUGUUGUAUUUCCCAGGUUUUUGAGUUUCCUGGUGGCAUUGGCAGAUUAUAGAGUUGGUGCAGCAAAAGUUUCAUCACAUUUUCAUAAAAUUUGUUUUGCUAGUUACAUUUAUAGAAGUCAUUCCUUGUUCUAUAAUUUGCAGCAUUUAAAAAUGUUUUAUUAAUUCCUGAUUGAAAUUUGAUCGCACUGUUUUUUUUUCAUCUGUGGGAACACAGUCUCUCUAGAAAAAAAAAACUUUUCAGCAUAUUUCGGAACAUUCAUCUUGACAAACCAUCAGAGCACGGCUGUGUGAAUCACAGUAUUACUGCUGCAGCACAGAAGAGCAGACAAGCUGAAGCAGGUCAGCAUUAAAUCUGCUCAUUUUCUAGCUUCUGUAAGGAAUUAAUUACAACUUUCAUGGUACAUCUGCCUUCUGGCACAUACCACCCAAGCACCAAAAACUCUACCAAGUACAGUAUCCUCAGUAAAGUCAUUAUUAUAAAACAAAGACCUUUAUUUCAAAUGAGAAGACUAAUCAGAAACCUCAAAAGAAAUACGUUGUCAAACUUUAUCUGUAUCUUUAAAAGUUUAAUUGUUUACAAAGUAAUUAAGAAUUGAAUUUCCUGGGGGAAUUAAAUGCAGUGACCACACAUCUUAAUGUAUGAUGUUGCACAUUUGGACUGUGUAUAGUUGAAGAUAAAGUUAAAUACUACUCUGAGCUUUGUAUAAUAAAAGACUGUACAUUAAAAGCACUAAAUAUUUUAUCUACAAUUUAUUUCCUUCAGCUAAAUACAUAGCUUGUCAGUAGCUGUAAUGUUGGGUUUGAACUGUUUGCUAUUGCCCCUUCCUAUAUAUCCUGUUUGUUCUGCAUGAUACUGCUUUAGUUACCAAUAAAUCAUUUUAUUUGUGAUUGUA